Molecule: messenger RNA, 1786 nt
Organism: Anguilla anguilla (European eel)
Lineage: Eukaryota; Metazoa; Chordata; Actinopteri; Anguilliformes; Anguillidae
Product: G-protein coupled receptor 15-like
Exons: 3
Coding region: 1-972 (323 amino acids)
Biological process (GO): G protein-coupled receptor signaling pathway
Cellular component (GO): membrane
Molecular function (GO): G protein-coupled receptor activity
Source: RefSeq, a predicted model, not a curated record
AUGGGGGCGGGGCCAAGGAGGAGGCGGAGCUGGAGGACCAGCGAGAUCCUGGCGACAAACCUGGCCGUCUCUGACCUGCUGUUCCUGGGGGCUCUGCCACUGUGGAUCCACAGCGAAGCAAACGCAGGAGCGUGGGCUGGAGGAGAGACCACCUGCAAGCUGGCCCCCUAUGUAACGGCUUUGACCAUGCAUGUUGGAGUGUUACUGCUGACUGUUAUGAGCAUUGACAGGUACAUGGCGGUGGUGCGCCCUGGAGUGUAUCGGCGGGUGAGGAAGCAGUGCUGGGCGACGGGCAGCUGCGUGAUGUCAUGGCUUGGCUCCGCCCUGCUGGCCCUGCCGGUGCUGCGGGUGCGAGAGCUGCAGCGGGGCGGGGCUCCGCGCUGCGGGGAGAGCGAGGAGCCACCCUACCCCCCCGAGCUCGCCCUCACGCUGCACCUCCUCACCUUCUUCCUCCCGCUGCUCCUCAUCCUCUCCUGCUACUGUUCACUGGCGCGGGCGCUGCGCCGACACGUGCGGGGCGGGGCAGUGGGCUUGGCCUCCGGCAGCCCCGCCUCUCUGCACCGCGCCCUGCGCAUGGUGCUGCUGGUGGCCGGAGCCUUCCUGCUCUGCUGGCUGCCCUUCAACAGCUUCAAGCUGCUGGGACUGUUGGAGCGCUGCCUGGCCCCGCCCCCUCACUGCGGCCUGCUCUGCCUGGCCCCGCCCACUCGCUGCGCCCUGCGCCGCCUGGCCCGAACCGGCAUUGACUGGGCCGCCCCCCUGGGGUUCGCCCACAGCUGCCUGAACCCGCUGGCCUACGCUGCCGCCGACCGCUCGCUGCGGCGCCGCAUCCAGCAGGGGGCGCCCUGGCCCUGCUGCUGCAGGAAGGAUGGCCCCAUGGGCGGAGCCAGGGGAGGGGCCAGCUCUCUGACCACAAGCUGGGGGGAGGGGGGCGGAGAUAGGGAGAGCGCAGGGAGAGAUGGGAGACAGAGGUGAAGGAGGAGUGAAGAGAAGGAUGAAGAAAACAGGAAGGAUGGAAAUAAGAGGAGGAGGAAGGACAAUAGACAAAGGGGAGUGUAAGAAAGGGUACAGCCGCCAGUCAAAGCCACACCUGUGCAGAGUUCACCCCUCUCUGUCGGAGACGAGCAGCCGCCAGUCAAAGCCAUGCCUGUGCAGAGUUCACCCCUCUCUGUCGGAGACGAGCAGCCGCCAGUCAAAGCCAUGCCUGUGCAGAGUUCAGCUCUGUGUGUCUGUGUGGGCUCUGAACUCUGACUCGCUAAAGAAAUGCCAGUUCAGCAUCUCUCCAAAUGAACUGAAAUCAAAAACUGUUUCUCAAAGGGGAAAAAUCAUCACUUGUAUUUUUUUGUCAAAGUCAAGAGCAAAUGGUGAUUGAAUUCAGGUGUUCUUUUCACCCCCUCCUCCCAUCUCUCCGCUCCCUCGCUCUCUCACUCCUUCUCUAUCUCAGUUAAGUCAGUUUGCCAACCGGUCUCAUUUUAUUUUGUUGUUGGUAUCAGCAGAUAAUGCAGCUUUGAGACAUGAAGGGAAUUAAUAAUGUCCCAUAACACUGACAUUUUCAUAAAUAUUGAAACAAAUCUAUUGCAUUACAUUGGGCAUUCAUUUUUUAAACACAAAUGUCAGACAGAGACAUUAGUUCUACAUUCUCCAUUAGAUGAGUUCAGAGAGCUCUUGGUGUCUGGUCCAGUUGUUUGUUAUUUUAUGUGAUUAUAUUUUCUGUGAAUAUUUUGUGUGUUUCAUUCCUUUAUCUAAUGAAUACUGUUAAGACAGCUGAUUUUGUUUUUUUCUUUGUUUC